CGGCUUGCUGUUCUUUGCAUUGCGUGGCAAUGCUGUAGCUAUGUUUAGUUACAUACCAUCUCGAAUUUUUGUCAUGCAGUCGUAGUGUGACUCAGUCAGUAUCGCCUGAUUGAAAUUUGUUAAUCUUGUUAGUGUACGACUUUCAAAACGCAAUAAACGUAGAAAACAGUAUUCGUAAUUCGUAUUUGGGAAGUCCAUUGGAAAUACUGUAUGAAAAUGAGGGUUUUAUGUGUCAUCAUCUUGUUUAUUGCCCUGUCCAUGGGUGAAGCUGUUAAAUUACAAAGAGAAACCUUAGAAAAAGUACCUUCAGUAAGCAAAACACUGGAGAGUGUUGGAACUUCGAUCAAAGUUAUAAAAAAAAAAUGGGGUGCUUCAGAAGCAGGUCCAACCACUGAGGAACUUAAAAACUACAUGGAUGCUCAGUACUAUGGACAGAUUACCUUGGGAACUCCACCACAGAAAUUUAAUGUUGUAUUUUACACUGGUUCAGCUAAUCUAUGGGUCCCAUCAACCCAUUGCCAUCUAACCAACUUGGCUUGCUUGCUUCAUAGCAAGUAUAAUGGAGGAAAAUCACAAACAUACAAGGCUAAUGGAACAGAUUUUGCUAUUCAGUAUGGAUCUGGAAAAUUGUCUGGCUAUUUGUCUACUGAUACGCUCGGCUUGGGCGGAGCCCUGGUGAAAGAUCAAACGUUUGCCGAAGCAAUCAGUGAGCCCUCUCUCACAUUCGUCGCAGCCAAAUUUGAUGGCAUCUUGUGAAUAGAAACGUAAGUGAACCAGUCGUUGGACCUCCCACAAACAACGUAGCAGAGAUACAGGCUGCAACUAAAGCAAUUCAAGUGGCCCAAAAUUGUGGUAUUUCAAAACUACAAAUAAAUACCGAUUCUCAAUUCUUGAUCAAGUGCAUCACGCAGUGGAUGCCCAAAUGGCAAAAGAAUGGCUGGAAACUUAGUACCGGAGGUGACGUAAAAAACAAGGAACAGCUGGAAGAGCUCAAUAACAUGUUGAAAAAGAGUAUCAACAUAAAAUGGAAUUAUGUCAAAGCCCACAAAGGGAUUGAGGGAAACGAAUAUGCUGACAUGCUCGCCAAAGCAGGAGCAGCUAAUUACAAGAUCAAGACCAACACUAAAGAUAAUGUCAGAUUUAAGCCUUACUGAAUGGUUUUAAGAGAAAGUCAUUUGUUGUGAUGUAAAAUUCUGCGCUAUUGAUUUCCAAUGCUGAUUGAAAAUAUAAAAUUUCGACAAAAAAUUUCCGUUAAAUCGCAGGAUAAAA
Messenger RNA from Daphnia pulex (common water flea), 1269 nucleotides. Its product is annotated as lysosomal aspartic protease-like. Gene Ontology annotation, biological process: proteolysis; cell death. The transcript is spliced from 8 exons. The record is from RefSeq and is a predicted model, not a curated record. Gene Ontology annotation, molecular function: aspartic-type endopeptidase activity. Bases 211 to 756 code for a protein of 181 amino acids. Lineage: Eukaryota; Metazoa; Arthropoda; Branchiopoda; Diplostraca; Daphniidae. Gene Ontology annotation, cellular component: lysosome.